AUGGCUCGUACAAAGCAAACUGCAAGAAAAUCCACGGGCGGAAAGGCACCCAGAAAACAAAUGGCCACUAAAGCAGCUCAAAAGAGCGCUCCAGUCACAGGUGGUGUCAAGAAACCUCAUCGUUGUAGGCCUGGAACUGUAGCUCUCCCUCAAAUCCGUCCUUACCAGAAGUCAUUUGAGCUGCUCAUCCAAAAGUUUCUUUUCGAGAGACUCGUGAGAGAAAUCGCCAAUGAUUCCAAGACCGACCUAAGCUUCCAGAGCUCUGCGGUUAUGACUCUUCAGGAGGCCAGUGAGGCAUACUUGGUGGGCCUCAACUCGUAUUCCAUUCAUGCAAAGAGAGUACCUAUAAUGCCGAAAGACAUCCAUCUCGCUCGCCGAAUCCGAGGGGAACGAGUCUAA
Limulus polyphemus (Atlantic horseshoe crab) is the source of this 399-nucleotide messenger RNA. RefSeq names its product histone H3-like. The transcript has a single exon. Lineage: Eukaryota; Metazoa; Arthropoda; Merostomata; Xiphosura; Limulidae. Gene Ontology annotation, molecular function: protein heterodimerization activity; structural constituent of chromatin; DNA binding. Bases 1 to 399 code for a protein of 132 amino acids. The record is from RefSeq and is a predicted model, not a curated record. Gene Ontology annotation, cellular component: nucleosome.